Molecule: messenger RNA, 2623 nt
Organism: Elgaria multicarinata webbii
Lineage: Eukaryota; Metazoa; Chordata; Lepidosauria; Squamata; Anguidae
Gene: ETAA1
Product: ETAA1 activator of ATR kinase
Exons: 6
Coding region: 1-2544 (847 amino acids)
Biological process (GO): positive regulation of protein serine/threonine kinase activity; replication fork processing; regulation of DNA damage checkpoint
Cellular component (GO): nuclear replication fork
Molecular function (GO): protein serine/threonine kinase activator activity
Source: RefSeq, a predicted model, not a curated record
AUGGCGAGUAAGCGGCGGAAGGCGGCGGCGAAGAAAACAGGAGUGGGCGCGUUUUGUCUGAAGAGCCCCGCGAGGAGUAGCAGCAGUAGCAGGCGAAAAGCUGCUGCGGAGGACGCCCAAGAUGGAGAGAGCCCCUGCAGCAAAGCGGAGGAAACAAGUUCAUAUAAGACGCCAAAGAGAAGACUGGCUAGCAGAUCACGCUUGCCUACCUUCAGUUCUCCUGUGAAUGAAACUGACAUACAGCAAGAGAUCUUCUGGGAUCCUCAUUCACCAAUUGCACCUAAGCUAGGCAAUGAACAAAAGAAGCAGGCAGUAAGCGGUCGUACGGUUGACAUCUCGGAAAUUGUUAAUCGGAUUGCUCCUCAGGAUGAAAGACCUGCCUGUAAUGAAGGAUCUCUGCUGGGGUUGUGGAUUGGUGAUGAUGCAAUUCCUUGUACUCCUGGACUAACGAAAGUACGAUCUAGAGUAAAAGUGAAUGGGGCAAGAGGUCUUCGGUUAAAAAACAGAGAAGAGGAGCUUAUGAAGCUGGCAAAGCAAUUUGAUAAAAACCUGACUGAUGCAAUCCAGGAUCAAGAUGCUCCAUGCCACAAUGUUGCUCACAUUUCAUCAGAGGGAAAGACGUCAAUUGAACCUCAAGAUGGAGUAGCUAAGGAGGAUGCAGGGUCAGUGGAGCACUGUGAAAACGGUAGUCAGAAGUCCAUCGAUUUUGAGGCUGAAGUCGCUCUUAAUGACCUCUUUGAUUGCUCCACCCAGAAAUGUAGUGGUCAGCUGAGCCAAAGCCUGUCAGAUUGUUCUUCAAACUCUAGUUUCCAUGGAAACCGGAACACUUUGCUAAAGGACAAGCACACUUCAGAUAAUGCCACAGCUGCUAGUGAAUGUGUAGUUAGAGAUGGACCUCAAAGGCAAGUCUCAUCACUUGCUGUAGAAUGUAUGGCAGCCAUUCCACCUGAAAAAGCUGAAAUGACUUCGGAGCAAACAGUUCCAAUCACCAGCUCUUCCAAGGUAGACUUGGUUGUCUCCAAUAAGCUUGACAGAAUUGUCGGCGAUGACUUUGAGGACUGGGGUGCUGAUUUGUUGCCGGAUGACUCAUUUGUCAUGCAAAUUACUCAGGACCCUGAGCUGAUAAAUAUUCCAGCCAAUGCAUUAUGUCAUACUUCUAACAAAAGCAGUGAAGCAAAGAAAAGCACUGCAGGUUCUGAAAAACCUUACACUUUUGAUUCCUCUAAUAAAGUUCCAGCAUCAUGUGCUUUACAAAAAACAAGUGUUCAGAUAGAAACACCCAAGGCAAUUCUUCUGCAUAAAGAUUUCUCUUUAAAAACCGAUAAGAUGGAGUCCAUUUCAGAAAGCUGUCCAAACAAAACUUCUGGCUGUAAUUCUGUUUCAGUGAAAUCUGGAAAUAAGAGCGUCCAGGGCGGUUUUACUCAACUUAAAUGUGUCCGUAAUGAUAACUUCUCUGAAAAAAGAGCUGCUUUGAUUUCAGUGCCUUGUCUCCCUAAACCACAGACUGGAAAAUAUAGAAGCAACAUGCACAGUGUUAAUUAUCAGUUGUCCACCGUUUCUGCCACUACAAAGGCUCUUGACCGAAAGAAAGCAACUAGUCAAAGAAGUACAGGUCAUCUGAAGCAGACAGACGUGCCAAAGAAAAAUGUGCUUUUGUUUGAUGAUUGGAAUGAGCCUAGGUUCUCGGAUGACGUUCUCGACUUGUUUUGUGAAUCGAAUAGUCUUUGGGGGGCAAACUGUGACGACGACGACUUGCUUUAUCAAGUCUGCGAUGAUGUGGAAAAAAGCUCUCUGAGCCAGGAGGUUGCGAACGAGAAUGAAAAAGCUAAAUCGGUGGUAGCGAGUGCUUCCAAGUUAAAGGUGGGUUCAUGCCUUGCAGUACCGAUUCAGGGACUUUCACAUUGCCUGCAGGCCCAUGUGGGCAGGAAAACCUUCUCAUUGGAUCCUCCAGUUACAAUUACAAAGCCGCUGAAGAAUGAGAAUUCUGCAAAUUCACCAGUACAGCAUACCUGUGCACCGUUUAAAUCUGAGAGUGUCAAUGGUGUUCCGGGGAAAUGGCGCAGGUCUCUUUCAGUGCCUGAAGGAGGCUUUGCUUCCGGAAGUAGCUCAGCCACUCUCUCAACCACGUGUCUAAAUGUUAAUAAUAUGCAGUGGCAGAAUGGCCUCUAUAAUGUUGCCAAGGUACAGAAUAGCAGCAAAAUUAAUCAAGUGUCAGCUGAAAAGGUGAAAUAUGUGUUCCGGAAGACGAAUAGUUCCCAAGCCCUUGUAUUGGACCAUAAAAACGUAAAUAUAGGCGACCUUUCUCGAACUAAGCUAGGGCUGUGGGAAAGCAAGAAUGCACCAAACAUCCCAUUUCAGGCAACACUACAAAUGAAUCAGAAGCCAGCCUUUAAGAGGCACCUCUCUGAUGGUUUUGCACAGUCUGGAACAGACCAGAGAAGUAGAAAGUGUUCUCAAGAAGAAAUUGCGAGGAAAAAGCAAGAAGCUCUUGAGCGGAGAAAGUGUAAAAUGCAAGCAUCGCUCAAAAAUACAGCACCUACCUGAGUGUGAUCAGCAAGCUGGAUGUAGAGGGAUUUUUGACAGCUGGACAAAGUCAUGUAACCGACAUUAUUAUUUUUCAAUU